This is a messenger RNA of Tauraco erythrolophus (red-crested turaco), 3021 nucleotides long. NCBI's taxonomy places the organism in Eukaryota, Metazoa, Chordata, Aves, Musophagiformes, Musophagidae. The record is from RefSeq and is a predicted model, not a curated record.
AUGAGGCUGCGAGACUUUCUGCUCACUGUGCUGCUCCAGGCCAGCUUCCUGGGGAGGGGCGCGUGGGCUCAGCGUCAAGAUAUCACCACCAGGGUCGCCAAUGCAGAAGACUGCCCCGUGGACCUGUUCUUUGUCCUGGACACCUCAGAGAGCGUCGCCCUGAGGGUGAAGCCCUUUGGGGACCUGGUUGCCCAAGUGAAAGAUUUCACCAACCGGUUCAUUGAUAAGCUGACAAACAGGUAUUACCGCUGCGACCGCAACCUGGUGUGGAAUGCCGGGGCACUGCACUACAGCGAUGAGGUCGUGCUCAUCAAGAGCCUCACCUCGAUGCCCAGAGGCCGGAACGAGCUGAAGAACAGUGUCUCGUCGGUGAACUACAUCGGGAAGGGCACCUACACUGACUGUGCGAUAAAGCGGGGCAUCGAGGAGCUGCUCAUCAGUGGCUCCCAUCACAAGGAGAAUAAAUACCUAAUCGUGGUGACUGAUGGACACCCUUUGGAAGGCUACAAGGAGCCCUGUGGAGGCCUGGACGAUGCUGCCAAUGAAGCCAAACAUUUGGGGAUCAAAGUGUUCUCCGUCGCCAUCUCCCCCAACCACCUGGACCAGCGGCUCAACAUCAUUGCCACAGACCAUGCCUACCGCCGCAACUUCACCGCCACCAGCCUGAAGCCGACCCGGGAGCUCGACGUGGAGGAAACUAUCGACACCAUCAUCGACAUGAUUAAAGCCAACACAGAGCAAUCGUGCUGCUCCUUUGAGUGCCAGCCUCCUCGAGGGCCUCCCGGACCUCCUGGCGACGCGGGCAAUGAGGGAGAAAGAGGCAAGCCAGGUCUUCCCGGCCAGAAAGGAGAGGCUGGAGCUCCAGGCAGGCCAGGGGACAUGGGACCUGUCGGCUACCAAGGAAUGAAGGGCGACAAAGGAAGUCGAGGAGAAAAGGGCUCAAGAGGAGCCAAAGGAGCCAAGGGUGAGAAGGGCAGGCGUGGAAUUGAUGGCAUUGACGGCAUGAAGGGUGAAGCUGGAUACCCUGGGUUACCUGGCUGCAAAGGCUCACCCGGAUUCGACGGAGCUCAAGGCCCGCCUGGACCGAAGGGAGAUCCUGGUGCUUACGGACUCAAGGGAGGAAAGGGGGAGCCUGGGGACGAUGGAAAACCUGGCCGACAGGGGAUUCCUGGCAGCCCUGGAGAGAAGGGCGCACCUGGAAACCGGGGUGAGCCUGGACCGACAGGAGAGACAGGUGAUGAGGGUGCUCCUGGUGCGGAUGGUCCUCCUGGAGAACGGGGCAGCAAUGGAGAAAGAGGCCCCCCAGGCUCACCAGGCGACCGCGGGCCAAGAGGAGAGCCGGGAGAGCCUGGACCACCCGGUGACCAAGGGCGGGAAGGACCCCUCGGACCACCUGGCGACCAGGGCCCGGUUGGACCCCCAGGACCCAAGGGCUACAGGGGAGAUGACGGCCCCCGCGGCAACGAGGGCCCAAAAGGAUUGCCUGGAGCACCCGGGCUGCCAGGAGACCCUGGCCUGAUGGGAGAAAGGGGGGAGGAUGGCCCUCCUGGGAAUGGCACAAUUGGAUUCCCAGGUGCCCCGGGGCAACCAGGAGACAGAGGUGACCCUGGCAUUAACGGAACAAAAGGCUAUGUCGGUCCUAAAGGUGAUGAAGGAGAAGCUGGAGACCCUGGCAACGAUAAUCUGACCCCUGGCCCUCAGGGCAUCAAAGGAGCAAAGGGCCACAGAGGACCUGAAGGCCGCCCGGGACCACCAGGACCCGUGGGGCCUCCAGGGCCAGAUGAAUGUGAGAUCUUGGACAUCAUCAUGAAGAUGUGCUCUUGCUGCGAGUGCACCUGUGGUCCUGUCGACCUCCUCUUCGUGUUGGACAGCUCGGAGAGCAUCGGCCUGCAGAACUUCCAGAUUGCCAAGGACUUCAUCAUCAAGGUCAUCGACCGCCUGAGCAAGGAUGAGCGUGUGAAGUUUGAAGCUGGGGAGUCCCGUGUGGGCGUUGUGCAGUACAGCCAUGACAACACUCAGGAGCUGGUGGCCAUGGGGGAUGCCAACAUAGACAACAUCGGGGCACUCAAACAGGCAGUCAAGAACCUGAAAUGGAUAGCUGGGGGCACCUACACUGGAGAAGCCCUGCAGUUCACCAAGGACAACCUGCUGAGGAGAUUCACCUCUGACAAGCGCGUUGCCAUUGUCAUCACGGACGGACGCUCCGACACGCUGCGGGACCCUACUCCGCUCAGUUCUCUGUGCGAUGUCACCCCGGUGGUUUCCCUUGGGAUAGGUGACAUUUUCCGGAACCCUCCGAAUCCAGAUCACCUGAAUGACAUUGCUUGUUUAAGCAGACCAACCAGGCCAGGAUUGUCCAUUCAAAGGGACAACUAUGCCGAGCUCCUGGAUGACACCUUCUUGCAGAACAUCACCUCAUAUGUCUGCCAAGAGAAGAAAUGUCCAGACUACACCUGCCCAAUCACCUUCACCGAGCCGGCAGACAUCACGCUGCUGGUGGAUAGCUCCACCAGCGGGGGGUUGCGGGGGGCUGGCAAGCCUGCCGAUGAUUUUGUGCGUGUCUCAGUGGUCCAGUACAGUGGUAGGAACCAGCAGAAAGUGGAAGCUCAGUUCCAGUACAACUACACGGUCAUUGCCAAAGCCAUUGACAACAUGGAGUUCAUUAACGAUGCCACGGAUGUCAAUGCUGCUCUGCGGUACAUCACAGGGCUGUACCAGCGGUCUUCCCGUGCUGCGGCGAAGAAGAGGGUGCUGGUGUUUUCCGAUGGCAACUCUCAAGGGAUCACCCCGAGGGCCAUUGAGAGGGUCGUGCAGGAAGCUCAGCAAGCUGGCAUUGAGAUCUAUGUGCUGGCGGUGGGUAGCCAAGCCAACGAGCCCAACAUCCGUGUCCUGGUCACGGGGAAGAGCGCAGACUACGAUGUGGUCUAUGGGGAGCGCCAUCUCUUCCGUGUGCCUGACUAUACCUCUCUGCUACGUGGUGUCUUCUACCAAACUGUCUCUAGGAAGAUAGCUGUUGACUGA